UAAAAUCAGGUCCUCGAAAGAAGGACCUCGCAGAGGUAAAUAAAUCCCCUAACAUGAGCCUGUAGAAAUUUCCUGAAAUAAUUCUGCGUUUUAAAGUCUUUAGGUGGUCAGGCAUAAUGGCUGAAGAUAAUGAAUUGGAAAAACGGGCUAUAGAGGAACUCCUCAAGGAGACAGACAGAGCCAGGGUGAGAGCUGAGACCAUGGGCCCUGCAGGAUGGUUGAAAUGUCCCCUGCAGAGCACCAACAAACGCUUUCUCCUCAACACUCUGCGCUCUACCGGCCUGCAGCGGCGAAACGAUGAGCAGAGAACCGCAGACUCCAAAACAAGAGACCGCCUGACCCACAAGUCCCGUGACAGACGGUGUGACCGCAGCAGAACACCUCCGACAGACCACAGGAGUAAUGGACGCCACAAAGACCAUAAACAUCACACCCGUUCAAACCGAGAUAAGGAACUGGACAAAGAUAAGAACAAAUCUGACAGACACGGGGACAACAGCAGAGACAGGAAGCAUGCCGAUGGACCAAACGGAGACAGAAAAAGAAGUUCUUCAUGAAUGAACUUGCUGUGUUUUAAAGGUAGCCUUGAUGCUCUACUGAAAAAUUAAUUGGCUGGAGGAGUAUGGCUGACUUGAAAUAGUUCUGUAGAGCCCUCUCACCCUCACAGAGACCCAGACAGACUAGAAGGACCUCUGCUGAUCACAACGAAUUGUACAGUGACAGAAUAUACAAUUUGUAUUACAGCUUUUGAAUGAAUGAAUGAAGAGAGUAAAAGGAAAUAAAUAUUUUGUGUUUUCAGGCAUGAAUAAUUGAUCCUCUUACAGUUCUAACAUGAAUCUUUAUGCACCAGAACGAAACAUCAAAUAUACUUUUUAGGAUAUAAUCUAAAAAUCAUAUCAAAGCUAAUAUUUGUUUUAUCAUGUUCCACUUUGUAAAGGUGGCUGUAGCUCCAUUAUAAUGUCAUUAACCAUUCUUUUGUGGUUAUCCACCACUGGUGUUUAUAUAAGCCAUGCUGCUGUCGCCAAAGAGUAAACAAAUUUUAUAUCC
Molecule: messenger RNA, 1047 nt
Organism: Oryzias latipes (Japanese medaka)
Lineage: Eukaryota; Metazoa; Chordata; Actinopteri; Beloniformes; Adrianichthyidae
Source: RefSeq, a predicted model, not a curated record